ACGCGCGCCCCGUCAGUGGAACCAGUCCGCUCGGCUCGCGCUCAGCUUGAGAUCCGUCCGGAGCAACAUGCAGGAUGACGAGCGUGGAGACAGCCGCCGAGCACGAGCGCAUCCUGCGCGAGAUCGAGAGCACCGACACCAGCUGCAUCGGGCCGACCCUCCGGUCGGUGUAUGACGGUCACGAGCAUGGCCCCUUCAUGGAGAAGCUGGACGUGCGGAUCCGUAACCACGACCGCGAGAUCGAGAAGAUGUGCAACCAUCACUUCCAGGGCUUCGUGGACUCCAUCACGGAGCUGCUCAAAGUACGAGGGGAGGCGCAGAAGCUGAAGAGCCAGGUGACUGAGACCAACAGGCAUCUCCAGGAUGACGGCAAAGAGCUCAUUGGCUCCAUGGAGGAGCUGCAGAAGUGCCGAGUGCAGCAGAGGAACAUGGCCUCCACCAUAGACAAGCUGUCGCACUGCUUACCGGUGCUGGAGAUGUACAGCAGACUUCAGGAGCAGAUGAGGGCCAAAAGGUACUACCCGGCGCUGCGGACGCUGGAGCAGCUGGAGCACACGUGUCUGCCCCGAGCCGGUCAGUACCGGUUCUGCUCCAUCAUGGCGGAGAACAGCCCCAAGCUGAGGACGCAGAUCCGGGACACGGCCAUGACGCAGCUCCGAGACUUCCUGGAGAGCAUCCGCAAACACUCGGACAAGAUCGGAGAGACCGCCAUCCGACAGGCUCAGCUGCAGCGCUCGUUGGACAGCUCCGUGUCCUCGCAGCCCAGGGCCCCGAUUGGCCUACGCAGCAGGAAGGAGGCGGUGGUGGAAGGGGCGGGGCCAGACAGCGGCGAGCAGGACGGCGGUCCGCUGUCGGAAGAGGACUCUGGCGUUCUGGAUGUUGGGGACGAAGAGGAGGAAGACGAAGUCCCGGGAGCUCAGGACUUGGUGGAUUUCUCCCCGGUUUACUGCUGUCUGCACAUCUACACUGUACUGGGUUUGCGUGAUGUGUUUGAGAACUACUACAGAAAGCAGAGGAGGAAACAAGCUCGCCUCGUGCUGCAGCCCCACUCUAACAUGCAUGAGACUCUGGAGGGGUACCAGCGCUACUUCAAUCAGAUUGUGGGCUUCUUCGUGGUGGAGGACCACGUCCUUCACACCACCCAGGGGUUGGUCAACCGGGCCUAUGUGGAGGAGCUCUGGGAGUUGGCGCUGUCCAAACUCAUCGCCGCCCUGCGGACGCACUGCUCGUACUGUGACAACCCCGACCUGGUGCUGGACCUCAAGAACCUCAUCGUGCUGUUCGCCGAUACGCUGCAGGGCUUCGGCUUCCUGGUGUCGCAGCUGUUCGACAUGCUGCUGGAGAUGCGGGAGCAGUACGGAGAGAUCCUGCUCAAGAGGUGGAACGCCACCUUCAGGCAGGUGUUGGACCAGGACAACUUCAGCCCCAUCCCGGUCUCCACAGAAGACGAGUACAAGCACUACACCUCCCAGUUCCCCAUGCAGGACCCCGACCUGGACAAGCUCCCGUUCCCCAAGAAGCUUCCCUUCUCCGAGUUUGUGCCAAAAGUUUACUGCCAGCUCAAAGAGUUCAUCUACGCCUGCCUGAAAUACUCUGAGGACCUCCACCUCAGCUCCACGGAGGUCGAUGAUAUGAUCCGCAAGUCCACCAAUCUGCUGCUGACCAGAACCCUCAGCCACUGUCUGCAGUACGCCAUUAAGAAGAAGAAUGUGGGGCUGGCAGAGUUGGUGCAGGUGAUCAUAAACACCACCCACCUGGAGCUGAGCUGCCACUUCCUGGAGGAGUUCAUCUCCAACAUCACCAACGUGCCGCCCGACUCGGCCAACGCCACCAAACUGUACGGGACCUCCACCUUCAAGGACGCUCGCCACGCGGCCGAGUCUGAGAUCUACACCAACAUCAACGCCAAGAUCGAUCAGUUCCUGCAGCUGGCGGAUUACGAUUGGAUGGCGCCGGUGCCGGGAGGCGGGACUCCGGAGGCCAGCGACUACCUGCUUGACCUGAUCGCUUUCCUGAAGAGCACCUUCAGCGUGUUCACCAACCUGCCCGGAACGCCGGUAGAACACGCUACCUUACCGGGUAAAGUGGCCCAGACGGCCUGCAUGUCGGCCUGUAAACACAUCUCCACCUCCCUGACGCAGCUCCUGCUCGACCCCGAGGUCAGGCAGAUCUCGUUGGGCGCUCUGCACCAGCUCAACGCCGACGUCCAGGAGUGCGAGGGUUUUGCCAGAGCCGGCCCGGUCGCAGGCUUCCAGGGUGACACGUUGCUUCUGGCCUUCAGUGACUUGAGACAAUUGCUGGAGCUCUUCACGCUCUGGGAUUGGUCGACCUACCUGGCUGAUUACGGCAAACCAAGCAGCAAAUACCUGAGAGUGAACCCCAACACGGCCCUGACCCUGCUGGAGAAGAUGAAGGAGACGAGCCGGAAGAUCAACGUCUUCGCCCAGUUCAGGAAGACGGACCGCGACCGGCAGAAACUCAUCGACGCCAUCGUCAAGCAGCUCCGCGGCCUCGUCGCCCAGCACCACGCCUAGAGCGAGCCGCCCGAUUGGCCGAGGGGCCGGAGGUGACACCGGAGGACACGGGUCGAGCGCCUUGGACCUCCUCGUCCCCCGUGGACGAGUUCCUCAGACUCCACCGGAGGGAGUGAGGGAACGCUACCGAGUAUCACCUCAGAUCAUAUGUCACACCAUCUUACUUCAUGGUCUUCUCUCUUAAAGCUGAUUCAUGACCGGUGGAGGACACAGAGAGGAGAGGACACAGAGAGGAGAGGACACAGAGAGGAGAGGACACAGAGAGGAGAGGACACAGAGAAGAGAGGACACAGAGGAGAGAGGACACAGAGGAGAGAGGACACAGAGGAGAGAGGACACAGAGGAGAGAGGACACAGAGGGGAGAGGACACAGAGGAGAGGACACAGAGGAGAGGACACAGAGAGGAGAGGACACAGAGAGGAGAGAGGACACAGAGAGGAGAGGACACAAUAGAACGACAACAUUUCAUUUGUAUUGGCACAUAUUUUGUAGAUGUGUUUGAAUAUUGCAGCCAGAAAAGCACUGAAAUCCAGAUAAAGUCCAGAGGGGGUAAAGAAACGAUUAUAUUGGUGAACGUUCUUCCGGUGUUGUCUAAAAAGGGGGUUUGCAUGCAACAUGGCAACCCAUUUCCCUCUAGACAUACUACACGUCACGACUGCUCAGAUCUGGCAACCGUCUUCUUAACGCCUCGGGAACACAGUGAGGGCUCGGGAUUUAAAAUGGGGGAUGUCGUCCAAACAUGGCAACCCAUUGCGGCACUUUCAGUAAAACCUUAUUUUGGGGAGGCGGAUAGAGAGAGAAGGGGGGGGGGGGGGUUGCCUGAGCAUUUUUCUACUCUACAUGUUUAAAUAACUGGGUCUUAAAUGGAGGGAUAAUGCCCCCAAAUCUGGCAACCGCUCUUCCGUUUGCCUAGAAGACCAAUUAGUGUAGGAACCAAAGUACUAACGAGCACACGCUUUGUUUACGUCUUCCACGCCAUGUGUGUGUGUAGUUGAACAGCACGGCUUAUUAUUAUUAUUAUUAUUAUUUUUAUUAAAAGUUAAUAUUGUUUUUUGGGGGUUUUUUUUGGUGCAAUAAUAGGAACAAAUAAAAAAAGGGAUUCGAACCUCCGGCGUGAGUUAAUUAAGUCGUCCGCUGGUGUUACCGGGCGGAGGUGUGUGUUCACUCAUGCACGCUGACAUCAGGUGUGUGUGUGUGUGUGUUAUAUUCCAUCCUUAGCUAUGUAUCUUUUUGAGGUGGAGGGUUUUUUUGGGUGGGGGGGGGAUCGAUAUUAAAUGUAUUACGUUCCUGCCAAUGAAGCAGCAACACUGUGGGGGGGGGGGGGGGGGUGCUUUUAUUUUGUAGUAAUUCAACCGGAAAUGAGUGAACCAAAAAAAACAAUUUAAAAUAACCAAAUCCAGUUAAUUCUAAAUAAACUAAAUGUAUUUAGUUCUGAAGGUCAAAUGAAAGACGUCCACGGACUCUGAGGCGCCCCACCUGCUCUGCUGGUCCCCAGUCCUCCCACUGCAGGCCUGCUGCUGGUUCCCAGUCCUCCCACUGCAGGCCUGCUGCUGGUUCCCAGUCCUCCCACUGCAGGCCUUGUCCUGAGACAGAAACACUGUAUUAAAACCACUAAUGAACAAAAUAUACUAAUUAUGUUUGUAAAAAAAAAGACGAAUAUGGAAUAAAAGAAUAAAAACUG
Messenger RNA from Pseudoliparis swirei, 4216 nucleotides. It is a transcript of the gene exoc6b, whose product is annotated as exocyst complex component 6B. The record is from RefSeq and is a predicted model, not a curated record. Gene Ontology annotation, cellular component: exocyst; membrane. Gene Ontology annotation, biological process: intracellular protein transport; exocytosis; Golgi to plasma membrane transport. The transcript is spliced from 23 exons. Lineage: Eukaryota; Metazoa; Chordata; Actinopteri; Perciformes; Liparidae. Bases 75 to 2534 code for a protein of 819 amino acids.